Molecule: messenger RNA, 411 nt
Organism: Prunus dulcis (almond)
Lineage: Eukaryota; Viridiplantae; Streptophyta; Magnoliopsida; Rosales; Rosaceae
Product: carbamoyl-phosphate synthase small chain, chloroplastic-like
Exons: 2
Coding region: 1-411 (136 amino acids)
Biological process (GO): L-arginine biosynthetic process
Cellular component (GO): carbamoyl-phosphate synthase complex; cytoplasm
Source: RefSeq, a predicted model, not a curated record
AUGAAACCAGAUGGGGUCCUUUUCAGCAAUGGCCCUGGAGACCCAUCUGCUGUUCCUUAUGCUGUUGAAACAGUUAAGGAGAUCAUUGGAAAGGUUCCUGCUUUUGGAAUCUGCAUGGGUCAUCAGUUGCUUGGCUUGGCAUUAGGUGGUAAAACUUUUAAAAUGAAGUUUGGCCACCAUGGAGGAAAUCAUCCAGUCCGUAAUCUUUGUAGCGGACAUGUUGAGAUAAGCGCUCAGAAUCACAAUUAUGCAGUUGACUCUUCAUCACUUCCAGAGGGUGUAGAAGUAACUCAUGUCAAUCUUAACGAUGGAAGCUGUGCUGGUCUUGCCUAUCCUGCACAAAACAUCAUGUCUAUUCAGUACCACCCUGAAGCAUCUCCAGGACCCCAUGAUUCGGACUAUGGUAUGUGA